UGUCAGCCAGUGUGUGUGCACAGCUUAGAAGGGCUGAGGGUACUGUGUUUGGUUUAAGGUAAACCCCAGAGAAACACUGCAAGCAUGGCUGCCGCGCAUCGUUUGGUUAUUGUGCGCCACGGUGAAAGCGCCUGGAACCAAGAGAACCGCUUCUGCGGCUGGUUCGAUGCUGACCUCAGUGAGAAGGGUCUGGAGGAGGCUAAGCGUGGAGCCAAGGCCAUCAAGGAAGCAGGCAUGAAGUUUGAUGUGUGCUACACCUCCGUGCUGAAGCGUGCCGUCAAGACCCUGUGGACCAUCAUGGAGGGCACAGACCAGAUGUGGCUCCCUGUGAUCCGCACCUGGCGCCUGAACGAGCGCCACUACGGAGGCCUCACUGGUCUCAACAAGGCCGAGACAGCUGAGAAGCACGGUGAGGAGCAGGUGAAGAUCUGGCGCCGUUCCUUUGACAUCCCACCUCCCCCCAUGGACAAGGACCAUCCUUACCACAAAAUCAUCAGUGAGUCCCGGCGCUACAAGGGCCUGAAGGCCGGUGAGCUGCCCACAUGUGAGUCACUGAAGGACACCAUUGCCCGUGCCCUGCCUUUCUGGAACGACGUGAUUGCUCCUGAAAUCAAAGCUGGAAAGAACGUUAUCAUCGCUGCCCACGGCAACAGCCUCCGUGGCAUCGUCAAGCACUUAGAGGGUAUGUCUGAUGCAGCCAUCAUGGAGCUGAACCUGCCCACAGGAAUCCCAAUUGUGUAUGAGCUUGAUGCACACCUGAAGCCCAUUAAGCCCAUGGCUUUCCUUGGUGAUGAAGAAACCGUAAAGAAGGCCAUGGAGGCUGUGGCUGCCCAGGGCAAAGCCAAGAAGUAAACCUGCUCUGGAGGCUCCAUGAGGAGGCAGAAAAAGAGACUGUUCCCCCUUUGUCCUUCAACCUUUCGUCCUACCCAUUUAUCCACCUUUGUAGUCCAUUCCAACUGGGGAAAUCUUUAAUGGUUCUUUUGGAGUCGGGCCAUUUUCAGCACAUUAGCCCUGUUUGUUUAAAUGACAGACAGAGGGAUGACCUGUCAAUUCAAACAGACAGCCUGGCCUCAUAUUUUAUGCAGCCAUACAUCACUCAGCCCUUUUAAAUUGUGAUCAGGCCCUAUUUUGAGGGCCCCACCACCCUGGCACAACCAAUAAAGAAACCAUAUUUUUAUGUA
This is a messenger RNA of Seriola dumerili (greater amberjack), 1181 nucleotides long. RefSeq names its product phosphoglycerate mutase 2 (gene pgam2). The transcript has 3 exons. Gene Ontology annotation, biological process: glycolytic process. The record is from RefSeq and is a predicted model, not a curated record. NCBI's taxonomy places the organism in Eukaryota, Metazoa, Chordata, Actinopteri, Carangiformes, Carangidae. The coding region runs from base 85 to 852 and encodes 255 amino acids. Gene Ontology annotation, molecular function: intramolecular phosphotransferase activity.